Molecule: messenger RNA, 666 nt
Organism: Darwinula stevensoni
Lineage: Eukaryota; Metazoa; Arthropoda; Ostracoda; Podocopida; Darwinulidae
Source: the annotation of a GenBank genome assembly
AUGGCCUACACACACCUUAGCCUUGAGGACAGGAACUAUAUCGAAAAGCGACUGAAACAGAAAGACUCGCUGAACCGAAUAGCGCAUGACCUUGGGCGUUCCCAAUCGACACUUAGCCGCGAAUUGUCACGGAACACGGGGCUACGUGGCUAUCGCUACCAGCAGGCAGACAAGAAAGCGAAACAGCGGCAUCAAGAAAAGCCCAAAGCCAUCAAGCUGAGCGUGGCAUUGGUGGGAACAAUCAAUACCCUGCUGGAGCAAGAUUGGAGUCCCGAACAAAUCAGUGGACGGCUCAAGGAAGAAGGCAAGGACACCGUUUGCCCCGAAACGAUUUAUCAGCACGUACUGAAAGACAAACGGUCGCAAGGCAAGCUGCACCUGCAUUUGCGCCGCUACACCAAGAAAUACCGCAAGCGUUAUGGUGGCAAGACAGGUAGCGUCAAAGGCAUCCCCAAUCGGGUUGAGAUUGAUGAACGCCCCGACGUGGUGAACCAGCGUGAACGCUUGGGUGACUGGGAAGCAGAUACCAUGAUUGGCAAAGGCCACAAAGGUGUAUUGGUCACGUUGGACGAACGUAAAUCCAAGUUACGCCUCGCACUCCCGGUCACCAGAAAAACGGCAGAAGCGGUGACAGGUGGUCUUAUCAUGCUGCUAUCAGCUUUCAAA